UGUCAACAAGUUGUCUUUGCUACGCCGAGUCCAGCAGCACCAGCCGAGCUCAAGGGCCACCCGAGAAAGACGAUUUCUUUGGGCGACAUGGGUCAGUCCUUCUCGCAGCAGAGUGCUCCAAGCGAAGCAUCGCAGACUGCUGAAAGCAGUCUCGUUUCUGAUGCUGGGUUUGCUCUCACUGCCACCAAGGUCAGCUUGACGAUGCACAAUCCCAUCGCUUUGGCUGCAUGCGGUGGCUUUGUUUAUGGACGGCACCUAGCCCAGGGAGAUGUUCCUGAUCCAUUGGGAGCUGCGCAAAAGUUUGACUGGUUGUAUCAGCAAGCUCUGGCUGCAGAGGAUGCGGGCUGGCUCAAAAGGUCUUCCAUGUGUGGAAUUCCCGUUCUUGCUGUGCCUGCGCUGUCCAGCUUGUUGGGUUUGCGGUCCGAACAACAGCAACCAGAACCCCAUCCUGAAUGUGAAACAAGUCUACGAAAGCAGGGUGGAGGGCACAACUGUCCGCAUUCACAAGACGCAAGUGCCAGCAUUUCUUUUGGACAAUGGAAUUCCAGUCAUGGACUCAUCCGAAUUGGAGCAGCACCUGGCACAGGAGCUUCCGAAGAUGCUCCCAGUCAAACAUUGUCAAUGCAUUGGCAGUUACAGCAUCAAAGGUAAGACACGAUCGGCUACUCUGAGCGAGACUAGCUUGGCGGGUUUGGAGCCAGGCGAUAUCAGAUUUCGCAUCAAAAUUGAUCAUGACUUUGAAAAGUACACAGCGGACCCUCAGAAGUACGAGGACGACUUGAAGUGUGUCAUUCUGAAGUCUCUGGGUUUGGAUGCAAAAAAGAUUCCGGGCACAAAGCGGCACAUCAAGAUUGAGCAGGUGACAGAAGGCAGUGUGAUCGUGGGCAUUGUCAUCGGAAUCCCAGUUCUUGCAGCUGCAGCCUUUGUAGGCUACAUGGUCUACAGACGUUCUAAGAAGCUUGUCGAGGGGUCUUUUCCUCAGAGGCCUGCCCCUUCCAGGAGCAGAAGGACUCCCGGAGCCCACCCCCAGGGAUUGACAGUCCUGCAGCCAGCUCCCGCACGGACAUUGUCUCCAGCAUUGCAGCUCAUUCAACGUGAGGUUUCAAGCAUGUCUUUGCAAAGCAGCGGCAGCAACAACAACAGCAGCGGUGAUGACUGGGAAGUUGUGGUUCACGUGUCACCGACACCCGCAUGCUACUUGCGCGACACAUUGUUUCAGACGGAGUUCGAGCAAUACAUCAAGGCAAAGAAUCUACGGGUAGAUUCUGAAGUUCUCGGCAUCUCAGGGCAAAAGCUGCGGGUGAUGUCAAAGGUGGAGCACGGCCGUGCGAUGCGUGAGCUCGUGACCCUACACACAGCACAAGCCGUGCUGAGCAUCACUGCAGAUCAUCGAGUGGCAGUGAAGGUUGAAGGUAGUUCAUUUCCAAAGGAGGCUGAAGCUGGGCAGCUGAGAAGAGACAUGCAUGUCUUUUGUGGCUGCCGGCCGCAGAAGCUCACCAAAGUGGUGAGGUGGCAAAGCCAGGUGGAGGUGGUGGAGUUGAAGUUCUUCCCAGACUAUCCCAUUGAGACCUUCGAAGCACCCCGCUGGGGCCUCGGGACCUACGGCCAGCGCCACCAUGCCGCCAUCCAGGCACGCAGUCCCUUCGGCCCCUUGGUGGUGGAUGAGGUGGAGCCGCCAACCAUGCCAAGGAGCCAGACGGCGUAGCGAAGUGAGGCUCAUAGGGUUUGGAAAUGGGAAGCGCCUGAACUAGC
Durusdinium trenchii is the source of this 1752-nucleotide messenger RNA. The record is from the annotation of a GenBank genome assembly. NCBI's taxonomy places the organism in Eukaryota, Dinophyceae, Suessiales, Symbiodiniaceae.